This is a messenger RNA of Homalodisca vitripennis (glassy-winged sharpshooter), 809 nucleotides long. RefSeq names its product protein dj-1beta-like. The record is from RefSeq and is a predicted model, not a curated record. Gene Ontology annotation, molecular function: protein deglycase activity. NCBI's taxonomy places the organism in Eukaryota, Metazoa, Arthropoda, Insecta, Hemiptera, Cicadellidae. Bases 23 to 736 code for a protein of 237 amino acids. Gene Ontology annotation, biological process: protein deglycation, glyoxal removal; guanine deglycation, glyoxal removal. Gene Ontology annotation, cellular component: nucleus; cytosol. The transcript is spliced from 5 exons.
AUCACCACCAGUGAUUUGAUUAAUGGCUGCGGUGACCUUGCCAUUGAGUUAUAACCUAAUCAAUAGAAUAAGUAGGUUUCACCACUGUACUUCCAUUUUACGUGGUAGUGUUAUUAAAACCGGGUCUGGGUCGAAGAGUAACUGUUUUAUAAACUCAAUUCACAGUAAAUAUUAUUGUGGAACAAAGAUGAAGUCAGCCCUUGUACUAAUUGUUGACGGUUCAGAAGAAAUGGAAUUCACAAUAUCAGCCGACGUACUUCGCCGAGCCGGCGUAGCUGUGACAGUGGCCGGUGUGGAAGGCUCCAACCCUGUCAAAUGCUCCAGAGAUGUGGUAAUAGUACCAGAUACUAGUUUGGCAGAAGCAGUCAAGAAAGGUCCAUAUGAUGCACUUGUACUUCCCGGAGGUGCUGGAUAUGUGAAGUUUUCAGCGUCUGCAGAGGUUGGGAACGCUCUGAAAGAACAAGAGAAAGCUGGUCGUAUUGUUGCUGCUAUAUGUGCAGCACCAGCAGUACUGAAGGCUCAUGGGAUUGCUAAGGGGAAGAGUCUGACAUCCUAUCCUAGUGUCAAAGAAGAACUGGUCAGUGACUACAAGUACAGUGAGGACAAGGUCGUUAUUGAUGGAAACUUGGUUACCAGCAGGGGUCCUGGAACUGCCUUUGACUUUGCCCUGGCCCUUGCAGAAAAGCUUACAGACAAGGAAAAUGCUGAGAAGGUGAAAAAGGCAAUGUUGCUUUAAAUGUCGCAGCCUUUUGCAAUUCUGGUGAUAUUAUGUACAUAUUUGGAUUAACCAAUAAAUGUUCCUGUUGAAC